AAAAUAUAAAAUAAUAUUUCAGUUUAUGACUCUUAUCGACGCAGAUUGCUCUAUAAACCUAAUCACGAAACUAUUAUCGAUCGUUCUUCCCAUGUGUGUAUGCCUCUUAAAAUAUGGCGCUUUCUUGUAUAAUAAUCAAAAAAUGAAACAUCUUAUGGAUCUAAUAUGGUAUCAUUGGAGUAUAAUUCAAGAUAAACAAGAGGUUGCAAUAUUAAAAAAAUAUACUAAAUUCUCGAGGCGAUUUACACUUUUCAUGCUACACAUUUUCUCUUUGAGCAUAUUUGUUAUAAUCAUGGGCCAUAUGCUGCCAAUGAUACUCGAUAUAAUAAUACCGUUGAACUCAUCUCGGCCACGACAUUUUUAUAUGAUAAUGGAAUAUUUUAUCGAUCAAGAAAGAUAUUUUCUUUGGCUUUUAUUGCAUACUAGUAUGACUUUAUUAGUAGCCGCUUUAAUGGUUUUAUCUAUUGGAACUAUGCUUAUGAGUUGCGUUUUUCAUGCUUGCGCAAUGUUUAAAAUUGUUUUCAUCUCGUUAUCCACAAGUAACGUGAAUGAACUAUUUACAACCUUUACAUUCGUUGUCGCGCAUUUCUGCUAUUUGUAUGUAGGAAAUCAUGCUGGACAGAUAGUUACGGAUCAUCACGUCGAUGUAUUUAAUGCUACAUGUCGUUCAUACUGGUAUACGGCGCCAUUGCGUGCACAGAAAUUAUUAUUGUUCAUAAUGCAGAGAACUUCAAAAAACUUUUCUUUCGUUUUUGGAGGAAUAUUUGUAGUUUCGCUCAAAGGUUUUUCUACGCUUGCAAGCAUGUCAAUAUCUUAUUUCACGGUGAUCUAUUCUAUGAUAUAUUCGAGAUAAUUAUUUACAAGAAAAUGUCUUUAUCCGUAGAAUAUGUAUGGUGCAAAUUAUUUAAUAUUGUUAGAAGAAAUAUUUUCGAGUUCCAGGUAAUUUGAUUAUUGCUGAUUAUAUUACACGUAAGAAUAAUUUCUUUCUUG
Molecule: messenger RNA, 990 nt
Organism: Pogonomyrmex barbatus (red harvester ant)
Lineage: Eukaryota; Metazoa; Arthropoda; Insecta; Hymenoptera; Formicidae
Biological process (GO): sensory perception of smell; detection of chemical stimulus involved in sensory perception of smell
Cellular component (GO): plasma membrane
Molecular function (GO): olfactory receptor activity; odorant binding
Source: RefSeq, a predicted model, not a curated record